Xyrichtys novacula (pearly razorfish) is the source of this 5662-nucleotide messenger RNA. Lineage: Eukaryota; Metazoa; Chordata; Actinopteri; Labriformes; Labridae. The record is from the annotation of a GenBank genome assembly.
GGGUCUGUGGUUCAUGACGAGUAUCGGUGGUACUGCAGCUGUGAGGGAAGAAGGCCAGUCAAAAUGCAAACGUCUCUGGUUAAUAUCGUUUUAUUUUCAUCCCUACAUGUUUUGUUGUCCUUGACGUGUUUUCAUGAUGUUGUGGGAGCUACCGGCGGGAAAGGUGAGUUUAUUUGGAGGUGAUUAAAAUCAGUUUUAGUGUCUUUAGAGCCUGCUCAUUGAUACUUUGACCACAGCCUGGAGGGAAGCUAAGCUAAGCUAAGUGUCUUUGUAGCAGCAGCAUCCUGGAUCACAGUCUAAGUCCUGGAGGGGAAAUUUAGGUGCACUGAGGACGUGUACUUUAAAUGCAAAACAUGACAGGUCAACAGACAUGUUUAACUGAAUUCCCUUGUAUUCCUAGGUUAUCUUUUGAGAUGAUAUCAAAGUAAAUCACCUAACUAAGGAACGUUUGAAAGUAAAAAGUGCUUCAGCUCAUAAAUAAAUAUGUCUGCAUACUGCACAGGACAUUUUCUGUUAUUCAAGGUGCAAAAGUAAAUGUUUUAAAUAGUUUUUAAGGGGGGAAAACUGUUUAAAAUGGUACUGAAGUGAAAAUAACAAACAUAGGAAUAAGAAAAUCGUGCAUACGUACUUUUAAAAAGCUUUGCAUGAAGCAUAAAUGCGCAAAUGUCCAUUUUUAUUAUUAUUUUUUAAAUUUUCUUUUUAUUGAUUUCACAUAUGAAUACUCCCCCAACAUUUUACAUUUAUUAAAAAAAAAUUCCAACUGUAUAGAAUAUUUGCAUACUUCUCCAUUGCAGAGCAGAAACACAGUUAGACAUAAAUUGUCAAGUUAAAGUAGAAUAACUGUGAAAUAAAAUGAAACACUUUUCACUCAUGUCCUUUUUUCACACUUCUCUUGCAUCUCCCUUUUCUCCUGUUGGAGGGUAAACAUGAUAAAUUAAAUGUGCAGUUAUUUAUACUACAAAAAGAAAGAAAAUAAGUUAAAAAAAAAUGCAGUUAAAUCUAUCUUUACUAUUUUGAUAAUUAUAUAACAUUUAUCACGUGGUUUUUAAUGUUCUCAUUCAUUUUUAAUAAUGAUAUUUCUGCACAGUGUUUACGAUUGUUUUUACAGCAACUUUGAAGUCAAUCUAUAAAAGUAGAGACAGAAAUCAUGCAAAUUAGUCAUGUUGUGAAAAUCAGUGUUAAAAAAACACAUCUUCUUAUUGUUUUUACUCCUUUUACUUAUUGGUUUUGGUGGCACCUAAAAGUCAUGUCUAUAUAUUGUAGGGGUGGGAGAAAAAAAUCGAUUCACAUAAGUAUCACAAUUUUUUGUUUUACAAUUUUAAAAUCCUUUUUUUUUUCUGUUCAAACAUUGAUUUUUUUUCCAAAUGUAAGAAUAAAUCUGAAAAACUGACUUACAUUUGAUGUUUAAUUUUUGGGAAAAUAUGGUUCCUGGAAUAGCCAGUAGACAAUCACAAUCAUUCACUGUUUCGCUGGUGUUACAAAUGCAGAAUAAAAACCAAGAAAAUCAACAAUAUCAUAGAAUCGCAAUUCAAAUGGAAUCGACAUCCAAAAAAUUGUAGAAGAGGCGAAUCGGGAGAAAAGCAUAUCAUCCCAGCCCUAAUAUAUUGGGAUUGUAUCGAUUUCCUGUGUCCUGCAAAUGUAAAUAACAACAACUGCGUAACUAUUGAGUAACUUUUGGUUGUGUUUAACAUGACCUUCAUAUAUGUGAAGGUGCUGGUUAUUGUAAAAUUCCAGGUGACAGAGCUGAGUUAAAUGUUCCCCACAGCCUGAUAUGAAAUUACAUCUGCCACUGCUGCCACAGCUUCCUCUCUCUUCUUUGUAUGGACACGGUUAUUUAGGGCAGACCCACCCUGUAGUAGAAAUGUAAUAUGAGUUACACAAUGCCCGUGCGCUCAUUAAUUUGUUCCCCCGCAGGGUUCGGAGAUCACAUCCACUGGAGGACGCUGGAUGAUGGCAAGAAGGAAGCAGAGGCCAGGUGAGUUCACGCAGUGAGAGCUGGAAUAACUCGAAUGCUUCCUGUGAACCUGCUGAGCGGCCUUUUCUACAGCUAUUAGCCUGAGGUUGAACACGGUGUCUGCUUCUCAGCUAAUGGCUGAAAGGAAAACUGACCCACUGAUACAUAUGAGUGGAUCUUCUUACUUCUUACUGUUUCUUCUUUUAAAUAUGAUACAUGUCCAGGAGUCAAAUUUUAUUCUCUUUGGGUUUCCAGUUUCCACCAUGUCCUGGUUUAUCGUUGACAGGUGUAUUUUUAUGUGUUUGAUUUCACAGUGGGCUCCCAAUCAUGCUCAUCAUCCACAAGACCUGGUGUGGAGCCUGCAAAGGUAAAACUACUCUCUUUACCUUUCACUUGAAAAAGGAAAACCCUCAGAUUAGACGCUGUUAUGGAAAAUAAUGGAACACUAAACACGUUUCAGCUGUUUCUGGAUUAUGUUUAUAUAGUUUUUUCUCUGCUGUGUACAAUUUUAACCUGUGUUUGUGGACACGGUGACAUAUUGUAUCCAUAGAAAGUGGUUUUGAUCCCAUGCAGGGAUUUCUACUACAGAGUCAUGUCUGUUAUGUACAGUUCUUCCCAAAGGCCUGAAAACCACAGCCAUCCAGUAUUAUUUUCAGCCCUGCACCUUCUUGUACAAGAGUUUCCUCAUAUUUUCUAGACAACUUCAUGCUAUUGUAACCUUCAGAUGAAGGAAUCUAAAAUUGUUGAACUGGUAGCUCACGCAGCCUCGCACAACCGUUUAUAUCUUUACUUUUGAGAUACUUAACUUCUCUUAAAAAAUGCCCUUUUUGACCAAGUCAUUAUACUCUUCUGCCGCAAAUUAACCUGAGAAGUUGGGAGAUGAUCCUCUGGGUGUUUUAAAGUGUUACACCUGGUUGUCCUUGUACCAACUUUUUGGAAAUAUGUUGCUGCCAAAUUAACUUGGUAUAACCCUGUGAUCAGGGGUAAAAUAUCCAACAGUCUUGUGUAAAAGCAACAUUUUCGAUCGUGUGUUUACUUAAUUUUGACUCCAAAUCACAGCGUUUUUCUACAUUAAAGUGACUGACAUGUAGUUCAUUCAUUAAUCAGACUCAGUUGUAAAAGAUGUGACUUGUUUUUGCUCGUAAUCAUUAAACAGUUCAAAAGAAAUGAACUUCAAUGUUUGCUUUUAUUCGAGCCGACGUUUCACAUCCCUCUUUAUUGAAGGUGAGACGAAUGAGCCGCUCCUCUAUUUACAGUGGAAACAAACCACAUCUGAGCGUCUGCAUCAACAUGAGCGAACCCUCUAUCUGCGUUCAUAUGAACACAUUUCACAGUUUGGAUGGUGGUAAAUGUUGAUUUGAAACAACACAAAAGAUUAAUAGUUUGUGUUUUGUUGUUUUUUUUUCUCCAUCAGCACUGAAGCCCAAAUUUGCAGAGUCCAAGGAAAUCUCUGAACUUGCACACAACUUUGUUAUGAUCAACCUGGAGGUAAGAGAGUGUGCUGCACGUUUCUGUUUCAUUUAAGAGUAAGCAGCCAGCAUUCACCUUGACGGUCAGGUGGUUUAUUUCAGUUCCCAGGCCUGUUAAUGAUCGUCUCUUGUCUCUUGUUUGAACAGGACGACGAGGAGCCAAAAGAUGAGGCCUUGAGCCCGGACGGCGGAUACAUUCCUCGGAUUCUUUUCCUCGGUACGGAGAGGAGGGGGGUUGAGUCAAGCUGGAUGUAAACACUCUGUGGGAUUCUUUUGGACACGCUGAUACGCAGUUACUCAUGUCUGGAUCACACGCAGAGUCUGAUAUGAAUCAGUGGGCUGGGUUUCAGUUUCAGGGGCAUGUUUGUCUCCCACUGAGUGAGAGCACACUGAGAAGGCCAGGGCGGUGUAAACGAGAGUAGACUUCUGGUGGAGGAGCGGUAAUUCAGCUGCAGGAAUGACCGGUGAAUAAAUCUUAAAAUGAACUUCUGAAAGGAAAAAAGGAGAUUGAGUAGAACCUGUUUGAGCAGAAAGAAAGAGUGUUCAGGAACGAAUCAGAUCACGGCAUUCGAGGACCAGACUGUGGUCAGAGCAUCUUCAAAACUGCACCUCUUGUGGGGAAUUUCUGGUCUGCUGUGGUCAGUACUAACAAAAAGUAGGCCAAGGAAGGAAAACCAGUGAACCAGGGAACAUGUUCAUUGAUGCAUGUGGAGAGUGAAGGUUGACCCAUGUGGUUCAAUCCAGCAGAAAAGCUACUGGAGAUCAAACUGCUGUGGUUCUGACCAGUCAGGGUGUCCGUACCGGCCCCUGUGCACCAUCAGAAGCACCUGCAAUGGGCUUGUGAACAUCAGAACCAGACCAUAAAGCAGUAGAAGUAGGAAGCCAACAAAGACAGGACAACAAAUUCUAGAUGUUGACUUGGUCUCCAGAUUUCUUCGAUUGUAAUCCAAUCGAGUAUCCCUGAAAUAUGCUGGAAAAGGAGGUCUGUCUACUCCUGUUUGCAGACCUUCAGUGGAUAGAUUACCUUAAUUUUUCUGAACUAAACCUUUUAAUUUCCUCUUCUUUCAGAUCCCAGCGGCAAAGUCCACCCUGAAAUUACCAACAAGAACGGCAAUCCAAACUACAAGUACUUCUACAGCAACGCGGAUCAAGGUAACACUCCAGAUUUAGGCUUUUAGGUGUUUGGACAGAGUUGUACUCUCUUCAGGGUGCCGAAAAUCACCGUUUGAGGUUAACAGAUAUGCAAAGUCCCUCUUGAAGGAGUUGAAAAUCACGUUUUUUGUUUCCCUCCGCCCUGCUCAGUCGUGUCCGGCAUGAAGGAGGCUCAGGAGAAGCUGACAGGUGAUGCCUUCAAGACGGGUCACACAGGGGACGAGCUGUGAGGAGGCGGAGACAGGCAUCAGGCUGUAAGGGCUACACUUCUUCUACCUCAGCCUGAGCCGCAGACGCCAACAACAACGACAUCAACAACAACCCAAACGAUCUGUAUUUAUUCUCCAACUUUAACACAGCAAGGCUCUUUCUCGCUGGGCAAACCAAGCGAACCAUUAAAACGGUGCUUGAGUCGUCUUGUCCGGUACUUUUUCUUUUCUGAUAACUUUUCCUCUCAUCGUCUUUUUUUUUAAUCUUUCAAACAUGUAUAUUUGUAAGUAAUCAAGUGCCAUGUACUGUAUUUACUGUCUGUAGAGGAUAUAACUAAGUCAUAUUAGCCAAGUUAGCAGUUACUCACUUUGACUUCUGGGUGCUGUUGUUGGGAUCAUCUGGGAAAAGCUAAGUUUUAACAGGUCAACUGCCUCGUUUUUUUUUUGUUUUUUCUCCAUCACACUACCCUGAGAUUUUUACACAUGAAGAAGUUGAGUUUGUAGUCGACUGUUUAGUUCACCCAGCGGCGGUUCUUCUACUUCACAUUAAUCAGGAUAGAUAUUUGAAUACCUACAGUGAUGUGCUUCCAAAGAUCCUCUACAGUCCGUUAACUCUCUUGUGUCUAAUAUUUAUCGAUCACUCCAUGAUUUUUUUUUUUUUCUAUUAUCCAAAUUCAUUUAAUCCUGCAAAUCCAUGUGCUUGUUAGCUGAUGAUUGUGUUCUCUUUGUCGGGGUUUGUUUUUUUUUGGUUUUGCUGCUCGUGAAGUGACAACACUCGGUUUGUCUCUUGAAUGAGGGAGGGAAACAUCGGUUAAGUGUCUUGAUGUAUUUUAUACACGUACACGGCCAAGUGUGCAAAUAAAAGUUUGUUCUACUGA